CGAUUUUCUGUCAAGCCUGUCGCUUCCUGAUCACCGUGGAAGAGAAAUCGGAAGUAUGGCGUUCUCAAGAGACUCGGGUUGCGGAGAUCAAAACUUCAACUUUUUUUUGGCAGAAAAAAAAGCGCCAAAGCGGUGGCUGACUCAGCGUGUAGCUGGACGGAAGCUCCAGGCGUCAAGCUCACCGCGCGGCGCUCCUCACUUGAUCACUACUUCCCUUCGUCCUGAUCAUCUAACUUGCUCUAUUCUUUUAUUUUCAAUUAAUUUCCCAACUAACCGCAAACAUGUUCUUUUGGGUAUCGCCGGCAAGGACUUCGUCAUUCUCGCUGCAUCCAAGGCCGCAAUGAGAGGGCCGACAGUUCUCAAGGCUGAGGACGAUAAGACAAGGCAGUUGAACAAGCACACAGUCAUGGCCUUUUCUGGGGAGUCUGGAGACACUAUUCAAUUCGCCGAAUACAUCCAAGCCAACGCUGCACUCUACAGUAUGCGCAAUGAUACUGAACUCAGCCCCUCUGCAGUCGCCAAUUUCGUCCGAGGAGAACUGGCGCGCAGUCUACGAUCACGGAGUCCUUACACAGUAAACCUGCUGCUUGGUGGUAUAGAUCCAGUCUCCGAGAAGCCUCAUCUGUACUGGGUUGACUACCUUGCGUCAUUGGCGCCCCUACCAUAUGCCGCCCACGGCUACGCACAAUACUACUGCCUCUCCAUUCUUGACAAACACCACAACCCCGACAUUUCGCUUGAGGAGGGUCUUAAGCUCCUCGGCUUGUGUACAGAUGAGCUGAAGCGCCGACUUCCCAUUGAUUACAAGGGUGUUUUGGUGAAGGUGAUCACGAAGGACGGCGUGCAGGAGAUUCCUUUCGAUAACGAUAAGAUUGUUCGGAGUGCUUGA
Penicillium salamii is the source of this 889-nucleotide messenger RNA. Lineage: Eukaryota; Fungi; Ascomycota; Eurotiomycetes; Eurotiales; Aspergillaceae. The record is from the annotation of a GenBank genome assembly.